This is a messenger RNA of Brassica oleracea var. oleracea, 2588 nucleotides long. Its product is annotated as probable L-type lectin-domain containing receptor kinase I.5. NCBI's taxonomy places the organism in Eukaryota, Viridiplantae, Streptophyta, Magnoliopsida, Brassicales, Brassicaceae. Gene Ontology annotation, cellular component: plasma membrane. Gene Ontology annotation, molecular function: protein kinase activity; ATP binding; carbohydrate binding. Bases 247 to 2337 code for a protein of 696 amino acids. The transcript has 2 exons. Gene Ontology annotation, biological process: protein phosphorylation. The record is from RefSeq and is a predicted model, not a curated record.
UCCACCCCCAACACAGAGUUCAUAUCCAUUAAGAAACAAAUUACCACUAAAUAAGUUCAUUUUUUUUUUCACAUCUUGUUUUCUGCAGCCAGCAAAGUUUUGAUCAGAGAGAGAGAGAUCUGCUCAGAGAAGAAGAGAACUCUCGAAUUCAUUAGCACCAAUGGCUCGUGGAUCGUUUAUGAUCUGGUAUUACUUUUAAGAGGAAAGAGAUCUACACAAAGCAGUUUUCGCUUCAUCGGCAGAGCAAUGUCUAGUGGAUUGCAUCUGUUAUUGUUGAUCUCCUCUUUUCAUCUCAUGGCUUUGUCAACUUCAACAAAGGAUAGCAGUUUUGUCUUCAACGGCUUUGGAAAAGCGGAUCUUUCUGUAGAUGGGUCAGCCACGGUGCUUCGCAGUGGAUUAUUGCAGCUUGCUAAAGACACGGAGCAUCAAAUGGGCCACGCGUUCACCAAGAACCCAGUCGAGUUCAGCUCCUCUAAGCCACUGUCAUUCUCAACACACUUCGUCUGUGCUCUGGUGCCUAAGCCAGGAGUCGAAAGCGGGCACGGCAUCACCUUUGUCAUAUCCCCUUCGGUGGAUUUCACUCGGGCGCAGCCAAAUCGGUACUUUGGGAUUUUCAACGCCUCAACGGGUGGAUCUAACUCCUCCCGCCUCUUUGCUGUUGAGCUCGACACUAUUAAAAACGGAGAGUUCGAGGAGACGAACCAUAACCAUGUUGGGAUUGAUGAGAACGAUCCCAUUUCAGUGGAAUCAGCACCGGCUUCUUACUUCUCCGAGACAGAACAGAGGAAUGUGAGUCUUAACCUCUCUAGUGGAGACACGAUACAGGUUUGGGUUGAUUACGAACGCACUGUACUCAAUGUCUCCGUGGCUCCUCUUAAUGUUGUCAAGAAGCCAAGUCAGCCUCUUUUGUCACGAGCCAUGAACCUCUCAGAUUUGUUUCAAAGCACAAGAUUGUUCGUUGGUUUCUCUGCUGCAACGGGGUCAGCAAUCAGCUACCACUAUCUUCUUGGGUGGAGUUUCAGCACAAGCAGGGAACUACUGCAGCCACUUGACAUCUCAAAGCUUCCUCGAGUUCCUCGGCAUAGAGUUAAGCAUAAGAAACCAUAUGCUCUCAUCGUCGGUCUGCCCGCUGCACUUGCUAUCAUCGUAAUUUCACUUCUUGCAGGAGUUUAUUACCACAGGAAGAAAAAGUAUGCGGAAGUGAGCGAGCCUUGGGAGAAGGAAUACGGUACACACCGCUUCUCAUACAAAUCUUUAUACAUAGCAACUAAAGGGUUCCACAGGGAUGGGUUUCUAGGAAGAGGUGGGUUUGGAGUAGUGUACAGAGGAGAUCUCCCUGAGAGCAAACCUAUAGCUGUGAAGAGAGUUUCUCAUAACGGUGAGGAAGGGAUGAAGCAGUUUGUGGCUGAAGUCGUGAGCAUGCGAAGCCUGAAGCACAGGAACCUCGUUCCGCUUCUUGGGUAUUGCAGGAGAAAAGGAGAGCUUUUGCUCGUUUCCGAGUUCAUGCCCAACGGGAGUCUUGACCAGCACUUGUUUGAUGACCAAAGUCUUGUUCUUUCUUGGUCACAAAGACUUGUGAUUCUCAAAGGUAUUGCCUCUGCGCUCUUUUAUCUCCACACGGGAGCUGAACAAGUUGUGCUGCAUCGAGACAUCAAAGCUUCCAAUGUUAUGUUAGACGCUGAGCUGAACGGCAGGUUAGGAGAUUUUGGUAUGGCUAGGUUUCAUGACCAUGGAGGCAACGCAGCCACGACAGCAGCUGUAGGUACUGUAGGGUACAUGGCUCCUGAGCUAAUAACAAUGGGAGCUUCCACUGUAACCGAUGUUUAUGCAUUUGGUGUUUUUAUGCUUGAAGUAGCGUGUGGAAGGAAACCUGUGGAGCCUGGGAUGGAAGCUGAGAAACGGUUUCUCAUCAAAUGGGUUUGUGAAUGCUGGAAGAAAGAUUGUUUGCUUGAUGCCAGAGAUCCCAGAUUUGGAGGAGGAUUCGUACCCGAGGAGGUCGAGUUGGUUAUGAAAAUCGGGUUGCUGUGUACAAACAUCGUGCCCGAAUCAAGACCGACAAUGGAACAAGUGGUUCUUUACUUAAACGAUAACCUACCAUUGCCGGAUUUCUCGCCAUAUACGCUUGGGAUCGGCUCAUUUACUCCAGUAGUGGUGGAUGCAGCCUCUCUUACGGGCACAUACACUUCAAGGAACUGGUCUGCUCCUUGGGCAUCUUCUUCAUCAGCCAACAACUCAGAGGAGCAUGAACAACCAUUGGAAUCUAAGAAAUCUCUAAACGUAGUUGUAGAAUCAGAAGACAUUGAGGCUCGCCUCUCCAAGCCAACCAGUGGCUGCUGAUACAGUUUAUGAGUAUCCAUUGGAUGUUAAUCUGAACACAUAGGUGCUGCUUAUUGGUGAAUGAUCUCAUUGGGAGUUCAUUCGCUUAGGAUACUCAUGUAUAACUUGUGAAUGUUUCAAUUUCAGGUCUUCUUCAUUGUAUUUCAGCAUAUGUUUUUUUUUUUAAAACUUUCUAGUGAUCUGGUGACUAUUGUUUUUUUUCCACUCAAUGUACAUUCUUUCUUUUUUUGAGGAUUAACUGAACACCACCA